AGCAAUCUCCAAGAUGUCAGAUCAGCACAAGAGCGCCAGGAUAGGCUCUAAAAAAUGCCUAAGACAGUUUAUCAAAACCAAUUCCUCAAAUUACCUGAAACAUGAAGAGCCCAAACUUGUCAGUCUACAUGAGAGGAGGUAAGAGAAAAUUGGAGAUGAAGAAUGAACUCAAAGGGACGAAAUUCGGCAAAAACAGCACCCAGAACUCCCACGCCACUGACUCUCUGAACUUUAAAAGAACCUCUGUAGCAGAUACGCUGAAAUAAGUGCAACCUUGAGAGGAAAUUAGCCACAGAACGGGAAAAUGAUAUUAAGGCGAAAUCUUUCAAACAGGCUACACAAAAGAGAGGCUUUACUAGCACCAGAUUUAUUCGUAAAAAGGUCAGUACGAAGAUUGAUAAAUUGAAACAAAGCCCGUUGAAGAAAAAGUUAGGACUCUUUGAUUCAAUCAGGCAAAAUAAGGAACAAAGCCAGGAUAGAUCCAAAAGGAAGGAACUAUCUUCCAAAAUCGAUAAAUUGUUUUUCUCAAAACACCACAACGAGCAAAACAAGUCUACGAUGUCUCAAACAAAUCAUGUUAAUACAUUAGAUACUCCGAAGCACAUCCAGGUGAACAUCUUGGAGUUCAGUAACAAAGUGCAACAUCUGAGCUCUAGAACAAAGAAUGACUUCUUCUCCUCGACACUGAGUGAUAAUAAGCUAUCAGAGCUUCAUACAUGUUCUGAUAUGAAGUCCCGUAAAGGCUAUGUUGAAGGUGAGGAAAAUGUGAAGGAUACCGAGGAGAUUCUGGACCAUAAGAAUCAUAGUCAUGCCUUACAGAAAGCUAACUCCCAGCUUAACUCUGUUGAAGAGGUUCAAGAUCAGAAAAUCGCGAAGUUAUCUGGCCAACAACACCCAAAGAAUUCUCUGACGAUUGGAAGUAAAACAGAUCGCAACUUUAUUCCUAGAACUUGUCGUAGAAUUGAUAAGGACCCAAUGUGGUUAGUCAAUGUUAUCAGACAGAGCAGUAAAGAGUCACAUCAGCUUUCAAGAAAAAGAGAGGAUUCUGCCUCCGGUAGUCGGAAUGAUUACUCAAAAUCAAGCAGAAAGGGGUUUUAUAAUAAAAGCAGGGCUCAACACCAGUAUAUUUCUAGCAGGAAAGGCAGCAGUAAGAGGGUCACACACAGUCAAAAUCGAAUGAUAAAGUUCUCUCAAAAUCACUCAAAGCUUUAUAUGAAUUUAGCAAAUUUGAACUAAGCCUAAAAAU
Moneuplotes crassus is the source of this 1246-nucleotide messenger RNA. The record is from the annotation of a GenBank genome assembly. NCBI's taxonomy places the organism in Eukaryota, Ciliophora, Spirotrichea, Euplotida, Euplotidae.